Molecule: messenger RNA, 567 nt
Organism: Lolium rigidum
Lineage: Eukaryota; Viridiplantae; Streptophyta; Magnoliopsida; Poales; Poaceae
Exons: 1
Coding region: 85-369 (94 amino acids)
Source: RefSeq, a predicted model, not a curated record
CAGACCGAGCUCAAAGCCACCGCUCCUCCUUGUUCCUUCCCUCGGAAGAGACAGAGCCAACGACAGGAGGAACUCGAUCGAUCGAUGGCGGCCCGGUACGUGGAGAUGCUGGACAUGGGCGUGCGCAUCGCCGCCAGGUUCCACUCGCACUGCCCUCAGACCGCGCGCAUGUACUACAAGCCGCCGCAGUCCACCUCCUCGGCGGCGGGAGCCUCCACGGAUCGGAAGGCCGCCGGCUUCGACCACGAGGCUGCGGCCGCCGCUGCCUUCCGGCCCUUCGCCGCGACGUCGUCAGCGGGGUUCGGCGCCGGCGUCCAGCCAGGUUUCUGCUUCGACACCGCGCAGGUCCUCAUCUACGAGGUCGUAUGAGGAACUUAAGACUCUCGGAGCAACGACGGCUAGCAGGAGUAGUUUCUUCAUUCGGAAUGAGACCUCUGGAAUGAGGAAUUUUGUUUGUGGCCAAUGAGUUGAUCGGCUAUGCUUAGCUUAGUCUGUAACACAAUUCUUUAAUUCGUUUACUACACUAUGUCCUUGCGGGAAUUGAUUAAAGAAACAUGAUUUUCUUGC